This is a messenger RNA of Notolabrus celidotus (New Zealand spotty), 2582 nucleotides long. RefSeq lists its product as uncharacterized. The transcript has 16 exons. The record is from RefSeq and is a predicted model, not a curated record. Bases 82 to 2346 code for a protein of 754 amino acids. NCBI's taxonomy places the organism in Eukaryota, Metazoa, Chordata, Actinopteri, Labriformes, Labridae.
CCUCUGACGUCACCAACGUCUAACGGCUAACGGCUGACGGUCUGAGACAGAGACUCAGGGAUCAACGUGAUUUCAGAGGACAUGUCGAAGAACAUCAACCUGUACGAGUUAUUAAACUCCUCCAUCCAGUCCUCCCAGAAGAGUGAGAUCAACUUCUCUAACCUCUAUGAGCUGCUCAGAGCCAUCCUGGACCGGCUGGAGACCCGCAUCCAGGGGGGACAGGAGAGCGACCUCGAGGAACUUCAACCUCCAGAUCAGGUGGAUCCAGCCUCACCUCUCAAACCCUCGCUCACACCAGCAGGUCCAGGUUCCUCACUCCAGUCUGGAAAAUAUCCCCAGGAGGCAUCAGAUGUCGAGCCAGUCACUAAGUCCAUCUCAGCCCCCUCAGGACCACAACAACCUCAAACAGGCCAGAUACCAGCCGGUCCAACCAUGUCCCCAAACGCCAGCAGCUCAGAGAGCCAUCAGGAGACGACAGUGUCCAUGAGGAACUUCAGCAGACUGGAGGAGAGGUUUGACAAACUGGAAGCUCUUGUUGAAUCCCUGAAAGAAGAGAAGGAAGACCCUCUGCUGAAACUCCUCAGAGAGCUCAUCAACAGGAGAGUGGAUUCAUCCAGAAACCAGACGGAUCAGCUGACCCCACAAGGAGCUCUGACAGACCCUCAGAUGACCGAGCGUGAAGAGCUGGACGCGCUGGAGGAGCUGUUAAUGAACCCAGCUAGCACAGAAGCAGCCUCAGGGAGUGUGGAUCCAGAUGGAGGAGCCUGUCAUGAGCUCAGACAGCAGAUAUGCUCCGUCAGGAGGUCUGUGCAGAGCCUGGGUGACGACAUGAAGCAGAUGAAGGCUCAACAGGCUUCAAUAGAGGAGAGGAUGGCAGACCAGCAGCUACAGGAUCAGGAACGUAGGAAUUCAGGGCUCCGAGAUCCGUCCACACCAAUCAGAUCCUCACACACACCUGCAGCUCCUGGUCCAGUGUCAGGACCAACCCUCAAGGAUGUGGCGGAUGCCCAGCCAGCCUCUAAGGCCCCCUCAGGACCCCAACAACAGAGACGUCCUAAAACAGGCCAGAAAUCAGCCGGUCCAACCAUGUCCCCAAACACCAGAAGCUCAGAGAGCUAUCAGGAGGACUUAAACAGACUAACAGAGAGGAUGGCAGACCAGCAGCUACAAGAUCAGGAACGUAGGAAUUCAGGGCUCCGAGAUCCGUCCACACCAACCAGAUCCUCACACACACCUGCAGCUCCUGGUCCAGUGUCAGGACCAACCCUCAAGGAUGUGACGGACUUAAGCAGACUGACGGGCAGGUUGAAUAAACUGGAAGCUCUUGUUGCAUCCCUAAGAGAGGAAAAGGUGGAUCGGUCACAGCUGAAACACCUCAGAGAGCUCGUCAAGAAGAGAGAACAUUCAGCUUCAGUGGAUGCACCGGUGAACCUGCCGGAGCAGCUGGAGCAGCAGGAAGCUCUGAUCGAGCAGCUGAUGAGUGACCGAGACAGGGAUGCAGAGCUGGUGAACGACCUGCAGAGGGCGCUCCUGCAGCUUCAAGCAGAGUUUGAAAGUCUUCUGGAGACCACCAGCUGUCUGCAGGAGGACAGCAUCCAGAAACAGAGUUACAUCGAGGAGCUGUACAAAACCACAGAGGAGCUGGAGGAGAAUAAAGCCGACAAGAACGUGUUGGAGAGUGUGACGAACAUAGAUCAAUCCACUCUGGACAGCAAAGUGAGCCACAUGCAGUUCGACUCUGUGAUCGAGGCGCUCAACGGGCUCUUCCAAGAGCUGCUGAACAAGGUGACUGGCCAGGAGCAGGACUGGCACAAAGUCAUCUGCAGACUCUCCUCGGAGAUGGACUGUAAGCUGAACCGGAUGGAGUUCGACCCGGUGAAGACGCAGCUGGAGGAACGCUGGGAGGGGAUCAACAAGAAGCUGCAGGACCAGGAAGCUCCAGAGUGUGACGAUGCUGCUGCACUGAGAAGGCAGCUCGUGAGCAGAUUGAACUGCCUCUCCUGUGACCGACCUGUCGUCCACAACUCCCUCGAGCCGAACUCAGAGGUGAUGUUCUCUCCCUGCCUCUUUGACAAAUCCUUCCCACGCCGUGCUUUCAAACCUCAGGACAAGUUUCCACACCACAACAGAAGUAAGUACUCCUUCAAGCUGAGGGACUGCCGUUACCCGGCGGUGUCCAGGGGCUGCGGAGGAAAAAGCACGAUCGUAACCCGUCCCGUACUCUUCAGCGACCUGAAGGAGAUGAGAGACAAGAGACGGAGAGUGUGGAGAAACCUCCCUCAUCCGAUCAGCCAGGACACAGAAGAAUCCAGCUCCAGCCUCAACGUUGAAUCAGCGAAGACUUAACUCUCACCCCCCGCCCCCCCCGUGUGUGACGGAUGCUUCAUUAAAGCAAGCUCCAAAGAGUCCGGCUGUCUGUCUGUUCAGAGCGGUGUGAAGUGUGACGUUUAAAGAAAGGUGUGUCCCUUUAAAAGCAGGUUCAUUAUUCACGUCUCAGUCCUUUAUUCUGCAUGGCUGAUGGAUUUGAUCAGUACCCAUGAUGCAGUUCACUCAAGAGAAAUAAAAAACUUUAACCUCCUGGA